Messenger RNA from Athalia rosae (coleseed sawfly), 1069 nucleotides. RefSeq names its product INO80 complex subunit C. Gene Ontology annotation, biological process: chromatin remodeling. The coding region runs from base 181 to 561 and encodes 126 amino acids. NCBI's taxonomy places the organism in Eukaryota, Metazoa, Arthropoda, Insecta, Hymenoptera, Athaliidae. Gene Ontology annotation, cellular component: Ino80 complex. The record is from RefSeq and is a predicted model, not a curated record. The transcript has 4 exons.
GACGUCGCUACCAACGAAUUCUGAUCUGUAAUUCUUAUACUUAACCUAAAGGCUACUGAGGAAGUUAUUCGUUACAAUUCGUUACAUACUUCUUGAGACAUACCCCGAAAGGACGAUUAAAUUAAUGAAGAAAAAAAAAUUGGUUGCAUACGACAAAACAGAACUUAUAAGCCUGUAAAUAUGGUGAACGAGGAGCCUCCUGUUGAACCAAUCAAGAAGCCUCAACCCACUUUCAAAGAUCCAACAUUUCAUCAAAAAUUUCGCCCAAUUAGUAGUUCUGGAAAAAAAAGAAUCUGGAGAUCCCUGAAGCAGGUACUUGCUCAGGAGCGAUCGCUGCCUUGGCCCCUGGGGGUUGUUCAUUAUAGUUCGAUCAAUGCACCUCCAAGUUUCAAGCCUGCGAAGAAGUAUUCGGAUAUUUCUGGACUUCCAGCAAGGUACACAGAUCCACAGACCAAGUUACACUUUGCCACAGCCGAAGAGUAUGCAACUGUUCGAAGCCUGCCUAUGGAUAUUACUGCUGGAUACUUAGCAUUACGAGGAGCAUCUAGUAUCGUAGGUUGAAUCACUGAUCACGAUCAUUGAUGAUCGAUCAGGAACUUUGUUGCGUUAUUGCCGAUGAUCUUUAUUACUAGAACAAUGAUAGGAGUAAAACUGAUCUAAGAUGUAAACACCGAAAAGGUAUGAGAAGACUUGUAAUUUAUCUUUUAUGAGUAUAAUACUUGGAGCUAUUAGAAAGUUACGUAUGGUCUCUCUACAAUUCUUUUCAAAUGCUAGUCGAAUCUGUGUUUGCAAAUGGGUUUACUACGAGGUAUCGAGUUAUUUGUCACAAAACUUUGUACAUCGAUUUCGAGCAGUACGGGAUUUGUAACUUGAUGUAUCUGUUGCUUGUUUCGCUUCAGUAUAUGGUGUUGUCCACAAUUACAACACAAAAUCGUUGUUGGUCCUAACCCACUAUCAUGUACGGAAGCGGGAUAAAUGUACUAUUAUGCGGAACAUGAAUAAUCCAGAACAAAUGUUCUACUUGGGUUGAAGCCUUGGAAUUUUCAAAAUAAAACAGGAUUCCACCAUA